Molecule: messenger RNA, 1845 nt
Organism: Serendipita indica DSM 11827
Lineage: Eukaryota; Fungi; Basidiomycota; Agaricomycetes; Sebacinales; Serendipitaceae
Source: the annotation of a GenBank genome assembly
AUGAAGAGCUCCUGGACGCUCCUCUUGGUCUGCUGGAGUCUGCGACUGGGGAACCUCGCACUCGCCUCGGGUGCCUCGACGCAUGUUGUUAUCGAUGAUGAGGAUUCAUAUGUACCCAUCACGCGAACAUCAAAAUCGGACGAGUAUGACUACAACAAGAACAACUCUCCGCAUCCGACUUCGCUUGCCAUAGAACUCCUAUAUCCAUACUUUGCCGAUACAAAUGGUGCUAAACCACUCGGACUUCCAAACCUGAAUCCAGGUGUCGAAGCGGACGACAUACGCCAACUCCCUCGUGGAAAGCUCCUCGAUACACGCCAGUCCGGCCAUGUUGUCCCGUGGGGUAUACCGUCUCCUCUACCGGCUGCUGCAGGAAUGGAGAAGUUAGCUGUAGUACUGGGUGUUGUGAUGCAGGGGAGACGUGCUGUGGCGUGGGCUGUUGCGACGCCGGAACGACAUGCUGUGGAGGCUCUUUCCACUGCCUCGGUCCUCUCGCGCCAAUCGGUCGCUUCUGUAUCGAGUCUCUCUGCUGAUGCUUCCUCGUACUCGUCGAGUCUAUCGCGUGAUUUGGCAUCUCAAACACGUCCACCGGGAGCAGAUACAACGACCGUUGCUACUGUCAUCGUCAAGCCAAACGAUAGUCGUAUCAAAUACCAGCCUUCAACAGCGUGGAUAGGCACUUCCAGCUCUUCUCCGACUGGUUCUACAGGUCAAUCGCCCAUCGGCACUUGUACAAAUGGCACAAAGGCGACUCGCGAGGUCGGUGCCAAGAUGUCGUUUGUCUUUGAAGGUGCAAAGUUUCCAAGAGCCAUUGCUAGCACGUCAAUUGCACUGCUUAUCAUCCCGUCAUCGAGAGGAGGUGCAUUUUCGGUGCAAAUCGACAACGAGCAGCCAGUUACCAUCUCUUCGUCGACAAGCGGUGCUGGUUCUGGAGGUGGAGAUGGUGCAGUGACAAUCACCAACAGUAACGGCGGUGUGAUCGUGGGUGGUGGUAUCGCGAGUAUCCUCGGGCUCACGAGCUCGACUACUGCUGCUGCGGCCACCAGUUCCGGCUCAUCCUCAAACGACCAAUGUAUCGAGUCCCAGGUGUAUGCGCGUGACAACCUCUCAGAGGCACCACAUCAAAUCGUUGUAGUCAAUGGCGUUGGAGGAGUCGGAACCGUUGCAGGUGUAUUAGAAUUAUCUGGGAUCAAGUAUACCGGCAAAGGGGCCUUUGGAACCGAUCAGCCUGGGCAAGGCGAAAGUGGAGGAGGUGGAGGGAGCAACAAUGCGGCAGUCAUUGGUGGCUCAAUUGGUGGGGUCUUGGGUGCUAUCGCUCUCGUCGCCAUUGGCGCGGUGGUCAUGUACCGACGCAAGAGACGGAACUCGCAGCCUACCACACCCGCCACUAUGACAACCGGAGUACUUGGUACACCAGGUAGAAUCCAUGGGGGUGGUGCACUGGGACUCGUAGGUUCGCCCUCGAUGCAACAACACCAGCCUCUCCCAUCUGGUCCAACGACCCCAUAUACCAUCCCCUGGCGUGGAGGCGGAGGAGUUGCUACCACGGCGGCAGGGUAUUAUGGUCACGGGCGGACGAUGAGUAACACGAGCGGCAACAAUGCCAGCACGAGUCCACCAUCGAAUGUUGCACCACUGCCUAUGUGGGUCGAAAGGGCGGUUCGUCCAAACACCGACGCGACAUCGAGCAGUGGCGAGGCUUCUCCUCCACCAGCCCCUACGACGGCGAGGAGUACUCCUGGAAUUGCUGGUGUCGGUGCAGGACAUCCGCAGAAUACAGCGAAUCCGUUCUAUGGCUCGCAUUAUCCCGCCAAUGCCUCGGGAGCGAAUACCGGGUACAUGUAG